This is a messenger RNA of Cinclus cinclus, 3646 nucleotides long. RefSeq names its product eukaryotic translation initiation factor 2 subunit gamma (gene EIF2S3). The transcript is spliced from 12 exons. Gene Ontology annotation, molecular function: tRNA binding; GTP binding; translation initiation factor activity. Bases 114 to 1532 code for a protein of 472 amino acids. Gene Ontology annotation, biological process: positive regulation of translational fidelity; formation of translation preinitiation complex. Gene Ontology annotation, cellular component: eukaryotic translation initiation factor 2 complex; cytosol. NCBI's taxonomy places the organism in Eukaryota, Metazoa, Chordata, Aves, Passeriformes, Cinclidae. The record is from RefSeq and is a predicted model, not a curated record.
AGCCGGCCGGUGCCGCGCUUUGGGCGGGAGACCGCCGGCCGGCAGCGGUGGUGCCGAGAGCAGCCGGCGGUCAGGCGGCUGCGCGGGACUCCUCACUUCCUACUCGGGCCAAGAUGGCGGGGGACGAGGCGGGAGUGACUCUGGGGCAGCCGCACCUCAGCCGGCAGGAUCUCGGCACCUUGGAUGUCACCAAGCUGACACCUCUUUCACCAGAAGUCAUCAGCAGACAAGCAACAAUUAAUAUAGGUACAAUUGGUCAUGUAGCCCAUGGAAAGUCGACAGUAGUCAAAGCUAUAUCUGGAGUCCAUACUGUCAGAUUUAAAAAUGAACUGGAAAGAAAUAUCACAAUCAAGCUGGGUUAUGCUAAUGCAAAGAUUUACAAGCUGGAUGACCCAAGCUGCUCUCGACCAGAGUGUUAUCGAUCCUGUGGAAGUAGCACCCCGGAUGAGUUCCCUACAGAUAUUCCAGGCACCAAAGGGAACUUUAAACUAGUCAGGCAUGUCUCUUUUGUGGAUUGUCCUGGCCACGAUAUUUUGAUGGCUACCAUGUUGAACGGUGCAGCAGUAAUGGAUGCAGCUUUACUGUUGAUAGCUGGUAAUGAGUCAUGCCCUCAACCUCAGACCUCAGAACAUCUAGCUGCUAUAGAAAUCAUGAAACUGAAGCACAUUUUGAUUCUACAGAAUAAGAUUGACUUGGUGAAAGAGAGCCAGGCUAAAGAACAGUAUGAACAAAUUCUUGCAUUUGUACAAGGUACAGUUGCAGAAGGAGCUCCAAUAAUUCCAAUCUCAGCACAGUUGAAAUACAACAUUGAGGUGGUUUGUGAGUACAUAGUGAAGAAAAUCCCGGUCCCUCUGCGAGACUUCACAUCUGAACCAAGGCUCAUUGUAAUUAGAUCUUUUGAUGUCAACAAGCCUGGCUGUGAAGUUGAUGACCUUAAGGGAGGUGUUGCUGGUGGCAGUAUUCUAAAGGGUGUUUUAAAGGUGGGCCAGGAAAUUGAGGUGCGGCCUGGUAUUGUGUCCAAGGACAGUGAAGGGAAACUCAUGUGCAAGCCAAUCUUUUCCAAAAUUGUGUCACUCUUUGCUGAACACAACGAUCUACAAUAUGCUGCUCCAGGAGGCCUUAUAGGUGUUGGCACUAAGAUUGACCCCACUUUAUGCCGGGCUGACCGCAUGGUGGGCCAAGUUCUUGGUGCAGUUGGGGCACUGCCAGAAAUAUUUACAGAGCUAGAAAUUUCCUACUUCUUGCUGAGACGACUCUUAGGUGUGCGCACUGAAGGAGACAAGAAAGCUGCAAAGGUGCAAAAAUUAUCAAAGAAUGAAGUUCUAAUGGUAAACAUAGGAUCCUUAUCUACUGGAGGGAGAGUCAGUGCUGUAAAGGCUGAUUUGGGGAAGAUUGUGCUCACUAACCCUGUAUGCACAGAAGUGGGAGAAAAAAUUGCUCUGAGUCGAAGAGUUGAGAAACACUGGCGUUUAAUUGGUUGGGGUCAGAUCAGAAGAGGAGUGACAAUCAAGCCAACUGUUGAUGAUGACUGAAGAACAAAAGAGUGCUUCAUUUUUAAAGAUGAAGUGCCUAUUUCUAUUUUGGAGGGGGUGUAUUUUCACAGUGGAAUUGGAAGCUGUGCAAACAGUAUCUUUGAGUUGUAUGGCUGUCCUCAUACAUUUUAUUGAAUUUUACCCUCUUACUAAAAUACUAGUCACUAUCACCAUUAAAAGUGUAAAAGAAUUGGCAUAGAAGUGGGUUUCAUUAUCCACGUUUUAGUAGAAAUUAAUUGUACAUGUCUCAUGGCAUGUCUAAUUUAUGUUACUUUGUGUUUCAGACAUAUCUGUUUAAUAUCAGUCAAACCAGCCCCAGUGUAACACACAAACCAUAAAUCUGGUAUUGAAAUAAAAUAUUGUUUAUUUUCAUUAAUUCAUACAGUUUUUCUGAGUAAAAAAAGACUGCAGUGGUUGUUCAAGUACAAGAAUUAAAAGCAAGCAACCAAAUUCUUCUUGGAAGAUUAGUACCUUUUCUGCACAAUUUGUUUUGUUUAGACUGUUACCAACAAAAAACUUUAUUCCUUUGUUUCUAUGGUUCUGAUUUUAGUAUUCUAAAGGAGUAUGCUUUGUAAUUAAGAUGGCAAUAUUGGCUGACUUGAAUUUGUCAUUUCCGAUACUACUACAUGUUUUCUUAAAUCCCCAAAGAAAAACCACAAGUAAACUGGAUCUGAACUGGCAGUACUGGUUUUGGCCUAUUUUAGUAUGGAUUUAUGAAAAUAAUGUGAUUAAUUGGAAUGUAACACUGUCAUCAUGGAAGCCUGAGGGGGUGACCUGGGAGUUCUUUAUACAGUAAGAGUAAACUACUUCAUAAUUAUGUUGAGCAGAUACGAAAUGUUGGGAAGAGGCUGUAGAAAGAAAUUAUUUGGGGUGGUCUAAAUCACAUGCCUCAGGAUAAAACAUAAUGUAAUGAACUUACUGCAGGGUGCUAAUACUUUAUUUCAUUUAGAUUUCACUCUUUCAUUUGUACUAAUAUACAUAGUUCUAGCUGUUUUAUAUACUAUUUAGCAAGUCAUGCUACUUAACAUAUUUUGGUACAAGGUACUGUCUGUUUGCAAAGCUUGGUUUUGGUUUUAUUCAGUAUUUUCAAGGGCUUUCUAAAGGUGAAUAUGAUUUAGCUCAUCAAAUUGGACUUUGAUGAAGCAGCUUGCAUUCUGUUCUUGAUUUUGCACUAUACUGUGUUCCCUUACUCUGUCUAGGUUCCUGUACUCAGCUUUUCCAUUUGUAAAGUACUACCUCACACGGUGUUGAGAGUAAAUACAUUGGUUUUUGAAUAGUGCUUUUCCAUUUUAAAAGCAAGAGUCGGCUGUAGUUCUCACUGACUCUCCAGGUACUUGACCAAUCUACAAUCUUGAAUGUGUCUGUUUGGAGGAUUGCAUCCUCCAUGCUUUGGCAGCUCCUUUCUGUAACUGAAUUCUAAGAACUUGGAUAAACUUAAGCCUUGCCUAGUCUGGUGGCACGAGGGUGAGCAUAAAAGAGAACGUAAGCUACAGCGGAGUGGUUGGAUGGCACCAGCUCCAGAGUGAGAUGUAGUGCAGAGUCCUUUCUCAGUGCACUGCAGCUCUGGGUCUAAUGAAACACAUGCGGAAAAGCUACUGAGAAACUGGUUAAGUACCCACAGACAUUUUUAGACAUUCAGAUAUUUUGGAGGUUGUGUCUCUCUUGAUCUGCAAUUUAAAGAACACCAGUACCAUAAUCUUGCCGAAGUUGUGCAUCGACCUGCUUUCCCAGUGGCUUUUCCAGGCAGGGUGGGGCUCUCACAGGAUCACCUCUUUCUACACUGUGCUGUAUAUCCUGUCACACCAGGAUGAGAGCCUGGGGGGCAGAUCACAGAGCUCUUUUUCUGCCACCAAAAUGUUAAAUUUCCUCUAAUGGAAAGCUUUGACUGCUGACGUGAGUGAUGAGUAAUGGGAUUUUGAGACUGCUGAACACAUGGAACGUAUCUCUGCAGCAUUGGAGAGCCAAGUGUGAACAGUGUAAGUGCAAAUACAUUGUGUGCUGAUGGGUGUACCGCCCCCUCCUCAAGCGCUGAGCUGGGAUCCUGAGCUGUUGAAUGACAAGAGAAAACAAUAUUACGUACAGCUGAGGAAGUUGAAAAAUAUUUUGAUUUGCUU